AAAACUACAUUUACCGCCAGCUUUUAUCCCAUGAGUCCUCACGGCGUGCGGAGCACGCGAAGAAGAGAGAGACGACUGGCGCAGCGCUGCUAACUAGUCAACCUAGCUAGCCAACCAGGGUCGCUCAUCAUGGCUGCCUCCAAGCCAGUCGAGCCGCAGUCCGGCACCGGCCUCCCCCGUUGGCAGGUGGCUCUGCUGGUCGGCGCCCCCAUCGUCCUGGGGGUGGGAGCCGUGUACCUGUGGAACCGCAGCAGGGCGCAGGGACGGCCGGGGAAAGGCAGCGGCGAGCGGAUAACGCCAGAAGGCAGCGCCAGUCCGGAGCAGGGCCAAGACAGCGCCUCGCGAGCCAACCGGGAGCAGGAAAACAUGAGUCCUUUGGAUCGGGCCCAAGCAGCAAAGAACAAAGGCAACAAAUACUUCAAGGCAGCCAAGUACGAGAGCGCCAUCCAAUGUUACACCGAGGCCAUUGCGCUCUGCCCCUCCGAACAGAAGAGUGACCUGUCGACGUUCUACCAGAACCGAGCGGCGGCCUAUGAGCAGCAGAUGAAAUGGACAGAGGUGGUGCAGGACUGCUCGCAGGCGGUGAAGCUCAACCCGCGCUACGUCAAGGCUCUUUUCAGGAGGGCCAAAGCGCUGGAGAAACUAGACAACAAGAAGGAGUGCUUGGAAGAUGUUACUGCUGUCUGCAUCCUGGAGGCCUUCCAGAACCAGCAGAGUAUGCUGCUGGCAGACAAAGUGCUCAAGCAGCUUGGAAAGGAGAAGGCCAAAAACAAAUACAAGAGCCGUGAGCCGAUGAUGCCUUCACCCCAGUUCAUCAAGUCCUACUUCGGCUCUUUCACCGACGACAUCAUCUCACAGCCGCUGCAGAAGGGCGAGAAGAAAGACGAGGACAAGGACAAGGAGGGCGAACCCUCUGAGGUCACAGCGAGCUCGGGCUACCUGAAGGCCAAGCACUACAUGGAGGAGGAGAACUACGACAAGAUCAUCAGCGAGUGCACCAAGGAGGUGGACUCGGAGGGCCGCUACACCGCCGAGGCGCUGCUGCUCCGCGCCACCUUCUACCUGCUGAUCGGCAACGCCAGCGCCGCUCAGCCCGACUUGGACCGCGUCAUCAACAUGCUGGAGGCCAACGUCAAGCUGCGAGCGAACGCCCUCAUCAAACGCGGGAGCAUGUACAUGCAGCAGCAGCAACCCAUGCUCUCCACGCAGGACUUCAACAUGGCGGCGGAGAUUGACACCCGCAAUCCUGACGUAUACCACCACCGGGGGCAGCUGAAGAUCCUGCUAGACCAGGUGGAUGAGGCCGUGGGAGACUUUGACGAGUGCAUCCUGCUCAGGCCCGACUCUGCUCUCGCCCAGGCGCAGAAAUGCUUCGCUCUCUACAGGCAAGCGUACACUGGCAACAACCCAUCACAAGUCCAGAUCGCCAUGGAUGGCUUCGAGGACGUGAUCGGAAGGUUCCCCAAGUGUGCUGAGGGCUACGCGCUAUACGCUCAGGCUUUGACCGAUCAGCAGCAGUUCGGAAAGGCCGACAAGAUGUACGACAAGUGUAUCGAACUGGAACCGGACAACGCCACUACAUAUGUCCACAAGGGUUUAUUACAGCUCCAGUGGAAGCAAGACCUGGACCUGGGUCUGGACCUGAUCAGCAAGGCCAUCGAGAUUGACAACAAAUGCGACUUUGCCUACGAGACAAUGGGAACAAUCGAAGUUCAAAGGGGCAAUCUGGACAAAGCGAUAGAGAUGUUCAACAAGGCCAUCAACCUAGCCAAGUCGGAGAUGGAGAUGGCGCACUUGUACUCGCUGUGCGACGCGGCGUAUGCCCAAACGGAGGUCGCCAGGAAGUACGGCCUCAAGCCCCCGACCCUCUAACUCCUGGGGUGGUCUUUCUCAAACUGUUCAUUUUUUAUUUUAUUUUUUUUUUAACGAGUGGGUUGGGUGGGAAAGUGCUGGAUUAUAAUAUAAAAAAAUAUAUAAUUAUAAUAAGGAUGAGCCUUCCUGCAGAUCUAAACGGCAUCAUGUUUAUGUUGUAUUCGAAAAAGGGUUUGGAAUCCUCCGAUUUCCUUUCACAGUGUCGCAGGAAUGGUCGUGCACACGCGUCCCAAUGACAGUUGCGAUAAUUUUCAGUGGACUCGUGACCGGUUUUUGGAGUUGACAGACAAUACUGUGAGAAUUAGUUCAACUACCAAGUGUUUUGUUUUAUUAUAUUGAAACCAUAUAGCCAAGUAUGUAGUACGUGUUUGUAAUACUGGGUUGAAUUCACGGAUGAAGGGCCUGUAUGUCAACAUUGGAGAUUUAUUUGGAAGCAAGAUUUUUUUUUUUUUUUUUUUAGCAUUGAAUUGCCUGUUUUCUCUUUUUCUACAUUUUGUGCAGCAUGUUGACUUUUUCAUGUAAAUGUUAUGCCUGCGCUGUUGGAUCGCUACAGGAGAACUCUUGCUAUCAGGCUGUCCCGAAUGCCUCCUUUUUGUAGCACUUAGAUUGCUAACAAUUUCAGUUGUCCAAUUUUUUUUUAACAUGAAAAUUCUGUUUUAUUUUCUUUUUUUUGCUUAUGGGCGGUCCUUCUUUUAAACAUGUGACCUGAGCCUUUUUUUCAUUGUUUCUCAAUUGACAGGCACAAACCUCGUAGGAAUUGUCAACUUAUUGUAACACCCACUUUUGAUUUUGACUGACAGUUUACACUGACAUUCUUCGUCUAACUAUGGUGACCAAAGUGAAAAUAGAACCUGAAUCAUAAUAAAGAUAAUAAUACUGGAAAGAC
Molecule: messenger RNA, 2758 nt
Organism: Syngnathoides biaculeatus (alligator pipefish)
Lineage: Eukaryota; Metazoa; Chordata; Actinopteri; Syngnathiformes; Syngnathidae
Gene: tomm70
Product: translocase of outer mitochondrial membrane 70 homolog A (S. cerevisiae)
Exons: 12
Coding region: 130-1872 (580 amino acids)
Molecular function (GO): protein binding
Source: RefSeq, a predicted model, not a curated record